GAUAUUCGUUAAAGGUGAUCGUCGGACGUGAUAUUGUCGUCCAAGGCAAAAAUAUCGCAGAGUUUUUCUUUUAUUAUUCGUAAACUGUAAAUCGUGUUCAUUGUUUGUCGAUUUCACAUUGAUGUGCAAUUGUUGUUCAACUAAAAGUUAAUGCAUUUAACCAAAAGUGUUGCAGUCUUAAGAGCUACAGAGUUGAUUUAAAGAAAAUAUAAAUAAAAGAGAAACGCCACGUUCUCGUGCUCUACAAAUACAUACGGGUGAUACAUAUAUAUUUUAUGUGCAAUACAUACCAACACAGUGCACAGCUUAUAAUUAGUUAGUUGCCUCGCAUAGCAACAAUCGAAUAUUUUCACAACUAUCAAAAGUCUUUACAUACUUUCUUUAUAUAUACUAUAGUACAAAUAAUUUCCACGAGCAUCGCGGAAAAUUUGUCAAGUGAGUUGAAAGUGAAAAGCAAUAAGCAAAAUCUCCCAGUGCGUUUCCAAUGUAGCCCUUCAUGGUUAAUUAACACGAGCUCGUUGUGUGACUAUAUAGCUGUUUCGUGUUAAAACUAUAUCUAUAAAGGUGUCAGAUCUUAAAAAAUCGAAAAAUAGACAAAAUAUAAUUCACAUAAAUACCAUCAGUCAAACAAUACCAAACAAUUAACAGCGCAGACUUUGCGUGAGUCAGCCACCAAUCAAAUUUUCCGUACUUCAAAUGGGUUGACUUGGGAUAUUUAAGCUUCCUGGACCCGGGAAACAAAAAAGGGAUAAACUUUGAACUUCAGUGAAUUGAAAUAGUUUGGACGCUCCAUAGAUACAUAAACCGCAUCUGCUGCUACUGGACAUAGCAGCAAGAAGGCAACAGCAACCACUUACAUAAGCAACCACCUGCACCACACACAUCAGGCAUUAGUAUUCGUUUUUGGGAAGUAUUCACUUUUCGCUUAAUUACCGUUUGAGCCACUGCCCAAGAGCAGCGACAACCCCGAUGAACCAAAAGGCCGAUUCGCUUGACAGCGCGGCCACCGUGAAGAACAGCAGCAGCAGCAGCAGCAGCAGCAGCAGCAGGAGCUGCAGCAGGAGAGAGGAUUCGCAUCCUGGCGCUAUUGGCCAAGUGAUUGCCAUCAAACUGGGCCACUCCUACGCGGCACGCGCCGAUCUCAACUAUUGCCGAGCCGAGUGAAUCCCACACAGACAGAUUCGCCCAGAGAGUAGAGUUGACCAGGAAUAAGCUUGCAUAAACCAUAUAUACAUACAUAUAUAGAUAUUCCGGACCUGUGAUUCGAAAGCGGCUUCAAGACGGACGGCACAAUGCUAAAAGUCGUUGGUGCAUCAUGGCAGAAGACGCGUAUAGGGACGUAUAUACUGGUCGGCGCCGGCUUGCUGGUGAUCGGCGCCUUCUUCAUCGGCUAUAUGGAUCGGCCCGAGUACGACGGCACCUACUGUGCCACCGCCUUCUGGACGAAGAAGGUGGGCUUUCAAAUCGAGAACUGGAAGCAGCAGAACGACCUGGUCAACAUACCCAAGGGUGUGGCUAGAAUAUGCUACAAGGACUCUGUCUAUGAGAACGGUUGGGCGCAAAUCGAGGUGGAAACGCAGCGCAGCUACCCAGACUGGGUGCAGGCCUAUGCUGCUGGCAUACUGGAGGGCUCGCUGACCUGGAAGAACAUCUACAAUCAGUGGAUCAAUACAAUCUCGUCGUCUUGCGAACGCGAUGAGAGCUCGGAAAAGUUCUGCGAGUGGCUGCGCGAGCUGGUGACCCGCAACUACGAGCAUCUGAAGGAGCAGGCGGCGGUCAAGGCCGAGCACGAUCACUACUGGCAUCAGGUGCAUUUGGUGCUCAAUCAGCUGGAAGGCAUGGAGACGGGCUAUAUACGUGGCGCGACGCGCGCACGCUCUGACCUGGAGGAGGAGAUUCCGUUGUCCGACUUUCUGCUGAUGAAUGCUGCAGCUGAUAUCCAGGAUCUGAAGAUCUACUACGAGAACUAUGUGCUGGCCAGUGGCAAUGGCACCGUGGAGGUGGGCAGCAAGAACUUCUUCCUGCCCAGCGCAUCGAUGCUGACGAAGCUGCUGCGCCAGGAGGAGUCGCCGCAGAUGCUGCAGCUGCUGUUCGGCCACAGCACGGCGGGCAGCUACUCGUCCAUGCUGCGCAUCCAGAAGCGCUACAAGUUCCACUAUCACUUCUCGCCCGACACGCGCAGCAACACGGUGCCCGGGGUGGACAUCACAUUCACUGGCUAUCCGGGCAUCGUGGGCUCCACGGAUGACUUCUAUGUGGUUAAGGGACGGCAGGUGCAGUCCAUUGUGGGCGGCGUCGGCAUCAAGAACGAGAAUCUGACCAUGUGGCAGACGGUGGACGUGGAGAACAUGGUGCCACUAGUGGUGCGCGUCAUGGCCGCAAAUCGCAUUGCCCAGAACCGACGCACCUGGGCACGCGCCAUGUCCCGGCAUCCGAUAACGGGCGCCAAGCAAUGGAUCACCGUCGACCUGAACAAGCUGGGCACCCAGGACAACCUGUACCAUGCGCUGGACGCGGACGAGAAGCACGACGAUGCGCCGGUGGCCGUGAAUGAGAAGGACAAUGCCGCCAUCAGCGAGCGCCACGAUCAGCUGAAGAAUAUGGUCUGGAUAGCGGAGCAGCUGCCGGGCCUGAUGCACAGCAAGGAUGUCACGGAGCACUUCCUGCUGGCCGGCAACUCCACCUGGCUGGCCAACGGCGUGCCCUACUUCGAUGAGAUCCUGAAGGCCAGCGGCGGCUCGCGCGAGAACUACAGUGAGGAUCACACACUGACGGCCGCUGAGGACGCCGAGCUGACCAAUCUGGAGGCGGUCGAUAAGUAUUUGCGCAAUCACGGCUUCCGCGGCGAUCUGCUGGGAGAUGAGUCCAUUGCCUAUGGCAACAUAGACCUCAAGCUCUUCUCCUACAAUGCGCGGCUCGGCAUGAGCGACUAUCACGCGUUUGCCGGGCCCAUUUUCAUGAGGCUGCAGCAUGCGCACGCCCGUUCGCUGGAGGAGCCCCACGUCCAGGUGGCGGCUGAUCAGGCGGAGCGAGCGGAUCAGGCAGCGCCCGCUGCCAUGGGCGACGAGCGUCUCAGUGUGACCAUAGACGAUGCGGCGGCUCUGGCGGAGCUGGAGCUGAUCACGGAGCGGCGGCCGGUGCGGAACGAUAUGAGGGCCAUUGCGAUGCGAAGGAUUGGCAGCGGUCCGUUCAAAUGGUCGGAGAUGAGCGGCGUGGACGAUGGCAACAAUCACGAGGGCCAUCCCGACGAGUGGAACUUUGACAAGGUGUCGCCCAAGUGGGCGUGGUAGCCUGCCAAAGCUAAAUUAAUCAAAACAAAUAGCAAUAGAACGUAUUCCCAAUCGAAUUUCACGAGCGACCACAACUGCGAAGCAAUAAUUGUACCUAGUUAUGUAAUCUUAGAUUCGUCUCCUGUGUGUUCCUAGCUGUUAAAUUGUCCUCCUAUUCUGUGUUGCGUCCAUAGUCGUAAAUUGUAGUUGCGCCCACGUAACAUAUCAAUGUCAAUUAUUGUCUUCCAGUUGAUAUUUGUUUUAUU
Drosophila navojoa is the source of this 3535-nucleotide messenger RNA. RefSeq names its product phospholipase B domain containing lamina ancestor (gene lama). The record is from RefSeq and is a predicted model, not a curated record. Gene Ontology annotation, biological process: phospholipid catabolic process. Lineage: Eukaryota; Metazoa; Arthropoda; Insecta; Diptera; Drosophilidae. Gene Ontology annotation, cellular component: extracellular region. Gene Ontology annotation, molecular function: glycerophospholipase activity.